GUAAUUUAAUAUGCUUUUUCUUACAUUCUUGAUUAGUUUUGCUAUGUCUUCACAAGAGUUACUAAAGAAAUGUUAUUUAGAACAAUUCACAAUAGGUGAUCCAGAAGGUAAAAUAUGUUAUAGAUUGUCUUAGUGAAAAUAUAGAUCUACUUUGAGGAUCAUAUAGUAAAGAAUCACUAAAUUGAUUAUGAAUGUUUAGAAUUCAUAAUUUCAAGAGGAUAUUAUAAAGUUGCAUUAAGUCUUUAUGAGAAUUACUUUAUGUUAAAUCAUAUAGACAUUACUGAUAGAAUUGUGUAUUGUUAUUGUUCUUUAAUUUAUUUAGUUAAUUCUUAAAGAAUGAUAAGUAUCUGAAUUAGAGAGAAAUGUAAACUCUUUUUAAAUUAGCAAUGGCUAAAAGCAAUUAAGUUUAAGUGGUUUAACCAGUUGUUCAAUGGGCUUAAUCUAAAAAUGCUACAUUUAUUAAUAUUAAGUUUUCUCAUAGAUAAGAUGCUCCAGCUUGUUUGAAUGCUAAAUUGGAAGUAGUUGAAAUAAAGAAUGAUUCUUUAUUAAUUGAAGCAUUUGGAAUAGUUUCACAUAUUCCAUUCAAAUAUCGAUAUGCUAUUAAAUUAUACAAACUAAUUGAUCCAAAUACUAGUUAUGAAAAAGUAGAAUCUGUAGGAACUAUGUAUGUAAAUCUAACUAAAGUAGAACCAGGUAUGUAUAAUAUAUCAAUAUUAUUUUUUAGUAUUAUGGUUAAGAUUAACUGAAGAAGAUUAUAAAACUCCUAUUUGGUGGGAUUUAAAAGAUAAUUUCAGAAAAGAUAUGGAAGAAUUUGCUUAAAUGCUUGAAAAGGAAAGUGAAAGAAAAGAAAGAAAUGCUGAUAAAUAAGCAAAAAAGAAUUAAAAAAAAAGAGAUUAAGAAAAAUAAAAAUAAACUUCUCAAAAAAGUUAAGAAGCUAAAAGGUAAUUAGAAUAUGAACAUAAUUAAUGUUAUAAAUCAGGUAAAUGUGAAAUUGGAUGGUAUUAAAGAUAAUGA
Paramecium sonneborni is the source of this 1014-nucleotide messenger RNA. The record is from the annotation of a GenBank genome assembly. Lineage: Eukaryota; Ciliophora; Oligohymenophorea; Peniculida; Parameciidae.